AUGUCCAACAUAAAAUCUUCUUUCUCUCCGCCGCCGCCGCAUCAUCCCAAUGGCAGCGGACCACCGAUAUCCUCCUCCUCUGUGACGCCGUUCAAACCCUUUCCCAUACCCAACAAAUCCACGCACAGGCCAUCCUUCACGGCCAUCUCCCCCACAGUGGCAUACACUGUUCUAGCCAGUGGGUCCCAAAAAAGCUACAUAGAUGCUGCUUCAGGGUUUCUGAUAUACAACGACUUGUUCAGGAACACUGGUUUCCCGCCAGAUGAUCACACAUUUUCUUUUGUACUGAAGCUUUGUGCGGAUUUUUUAGAAAGAGCAAAAGGGGAUUUGGGCAGUGUUGAGAACCUGUUCAACGAAAUGCCUAAAAGAGACUUGAUCGCAUGGAGUACUGUUAUUCGGGUAUUUUCAGAUAACGGAUGUUGGUUGGAAACUGUUAGGUUGUUCAAGGACAUGGUUUUGGCGUCCAGGUUUAGGCCUGAUGCGGUCACUGUUGUGAGUGUGUUGCCUGUAUGUGCAGGGCUCGAGGAUGUAAAUUUAGUUAGUUCGGUUCAUUGUUACGUCUUCAAGAUGGACCUGAAGAAUGUAGUAUCGUGGAAUUCCAUGAUCGGUAACUUCGCUCAAAAUGGGAGAGAGUUGGAAGCUAUAGAACUUGUUAGGGAAAUGCAAGCUCAUGGUGAAAUUCCUAACUCUGUUACUUUGACAAAUGUUCUUCCUGCAUGUGCCCGACUAGGUUCUCUUCACCAGGGAAAGGAAAUACAUGCCAGGACAAUCAGAAAAGGGUCUGCCUUUGAAUUAUUUGUCUCAAACGCAUUAACAGACAUGUAUGCUAAAUGUGGCUGCCCAGAUCUUGCUCAAAACGUAUUUGAUACAUCUCUCAGAGAUGAAGUAUCCUAUAAUAUAUUAAUCACAGGCUAUUCUCAGACAAGUGAGUGUCACAAUUCUCUUAGCCUGUUUUCAGAAAUGGAACUGGUGGGGAUGAAACAGGAUAUAGUUUCCUACAUGGGAGUACUCACCGCGUGUGCAAACAUGUCGGCAAUCAGAAAAGGAAAGGAGGUCCAUGCAUUUGCAAUGAGAAGGUUAUUUCAUGAACAUCUUUUUAUUGCAAAUUCACUUCUAGACUUUUACACUAAAUGUGGAAGGACCAACAUUGCCAGGAAGGUUUUUGACCGUAUCCCUUUGAGGGAUGCUGCAUCAUGGAAUACCAUGAUUUUAGGGUUCGGAAUGCUUGGAGAAGUAGGUACUGCAAUCAAUCUCUUUGAAGCCAUGAAGGAGGAUAACUGA
This is a messenger RNA of Fraxinus pennsylvanica, 1281 nucleotides long. The record is from the annotation of a GenBank genome assembly. Lineage: Eukaryota; Viridiplantae; Streptophyta; Magnoliopsida; Lamiales; Oleaceae.